Molecule: messenger RNA, 852 nt
Organism: Dendrobium catenatum
Lineage: Eukaryota; Viridiplantae; Streptophyta; Magnoliopsida; Asparagales; Orchidaceae
Exons: 2
Coding region: 1-852 (283 amino acids)
Source: RefSeq, a predicted model, not a curated record
AUGGCGGAUCAAGGAGCAUCAUCUCAGACGCAGUCCGCUUCCUCUCAUCCUGCGAAUGCGUCUUCUCUAUCUGCUACUAUGGCCGACUUCACUGUCCCGCCCCAUCUCAAAUUUCUCAUGUCGAAUCUAAAGCUCUUGGUGCAUAACCAGCUGACCGUCGACAACUAUGCUUUAUGGCGUAUGCAGAUUCAUCAGGCCUUCACUGCCAACGGAUUCGAAGGCUAUAUCUCCGGCCAACUACCGUGUCCUGAAUCGGUCAGUGAUCAGAAACUUUGGAAGUUAAUUGAUCAAAACUUAAUCUCAGCCCUAUUUUCCACCAUUUUUCCAUCUGUUCUACCAUAUAUUCUGCAUUUGAAAACUUCUCACGAGAUCUGGAUUACCCUGGAGCGUCGCCUGCAACCAUCCAACCGGUCCCGUGUGAUUCAACUGAAGAAUGAGCUACAUAGUGUGCAGAUGAGGGAUCAAACCAUUUCGCAAUAUCUGUCGCAGAUUAAAUCUCUGGUUGAUAACAUUGCAGCUGCCGGAUCUCAUAUUGAUAUUGAGGACAUUAUACUUUUUACUUUAAAGGGACUUCCGCCUUCAUAUAAUCCUUUCAAAGCUGCUAUUCGCACCUCCCCUCACACCAUCACACUUGAGUCCCUCUAUUCCCUAUUAUGCAGCGAAGAGAUCAAUCUUCAAUCGGAGCUUCUGCAAGAAACCACACUGUCCGGUGAUGUUCAGGCUCUUUACUCCUCCCGUGGAUCAGGACGAACCUCCAAUGCCAAGAACAACAGAGGUCUUGCCGGAGUUCCAGGAGCUGCUGCUGAUCCAUGGGUUGCAUCAGGUGGUAUCAGAGCCGAAGCAGCGGGAUGA